AAAGGAGGGAGCGAGUGAUCGAGAGGAUAAAGCAAUUGGGGGUUGGGCAGCCAUGGUCGAUCGAGGAGGUGCGUUUCAUGGAAUCGUACGAUUUCAGGCUUGACGGGGACGCCUGCUGCACCGGUACGAUUUCAAGAGAACUUGGUUGGGCUUGCCAAGAGCCAGGUUGGGGGUUGAAUCUGGAUGCAUGAGUCGAGGAGGCAAGAGGAAGCAUCUUCUGUUGUUAAUUAGAUUUGUGCAAAUAGAUUCGAUUGGAUUUUUUAUCUCGGAUAUGUGCAAAUAGAGCCGCCGAGAUAUCAGAAUCAGAGGAGUAGGAGUGUUUCAAGCCCCGUUGCCAUCCUCUCACGCAAAGGAUUUCUAAUUAACAACAAAUCUCUGUCAAGUUAAAAUCAGUACACUCCGCCAGGUGAUAUGGAAGGUGAUGACUUCCUCAAGCUGGCACGCGAAAAGCUGGUGUCCGCCGUCGCGGGAGAUGCUGCGGCCACCAUGCUUUCGGAAUUGACGAGCGAGCUGCAGAAAAUGAGUCGUAUCUUGGAGGGGUCGCUGGAGGCCGUCGAUAGACGGCUGCUCCAGACCACCAGCCAAGAGAUCUGUGACAUUGUCGACGAGCUCCAGGCCAACAAGGGGCCACCGAUCUCAGAGACGACCAUGAUUAACAUAGCCAACAGGAUGGAGAAUAUGAGAGACAUGCUUGAGAAAAUAGAUUGGCAAUUUUAUGGAUCCCUUUCAGAUAACAAGGGCGGUGCACCACGAUACAAAUCAGAACUUGAACACCGAUUAAAAAGGACUGGUAGAAUAUCCGUAUCAGAACUUCCACGCGGAUUAAAAAAGAUUGGUAGAAUAUCCGUGGACCUACGGAGGAUAAUUGAUUUGCUGUUUCUGUCGAGUGCGAGCAACACCAGACAACAAGAGUACCCCGUCAUUCUCCCCAUCUUUGGUCCUGCAGGCAGUGGCAAGACAACGCUGGCGAAACUAGUAUUCAGUCAUACUAGAUUCGAAGAUUACGACAAGCGCUGGGUCGAUAUUACCAAUAAUGGAUUAUCCCUUGACCAGCUACCUCGUGGUGGUAAUAAGGCGGCGCUCGUCGUUUUAGAUGACCUAUGGGACGGGGACGGCUCUGGGCUCUUGGACGUGAAGCGCGUCCUGGUCAGUGCUCUUGGCAAGAAUGGGAUUGUGAUUGUAACCACACGCAGCCUAGGCGUAGCAAUGAAAAUUUGUACCAUGAAACCAUACGAGCUACGCGCAGCAGCGGGAGAUACAGAUUCAACACUUGACAGCGUGGGUGAAUUCUUGAAGGAAUCUUACGAGCAGAUGCCAUCGAAUUUGAGGCUAUGCUUUUCUUACUGUGGCAUAGUUCCAGUGGGGCACAGUAUAGUCAAGGAUGACAUUAUCCACCAGUGGAUUGCGCUUGAUCUUAUCGAGCAAUCUGACAGCAGCUUCUCCGCCAGACAGCAGCUUGGUGAGGAGUACAUCAGGAUGCUUUUGGACAUUUCAUUCCUUCAACCUGCAGCUACAAAGUCGGCUUUGACUAGUGAAAGGGAAUAUAAGGGUGCAACCUCGUUCACGAUGCACGACUUUGUGCAUGCCCGGGCAAGAUCAGUAUCCGGUGACGACGUGAUUGUUCUGGAUGGUAGAAAUUGGAAGCCUUCUGAGAAAAAAAAUUGCAAAUACGCUCUGCUCACCAAUUUUGGCGUCAGACCUAUGAAGUUAUCGAAUAUAUUGGCUAAAAAUGUAAUGGCUCUCCUUUUGCUGGGCUGCAGCAAGUUGGUGCUCAGUGACGAUUCGUUUUCAUUUGCGGAGGGACUGCGUGUCUUGCAUAUAAGGGACCCCUCCAUGAAGAAGCUGCCUGGUUCUAUUUGUCGGUUGACGCAGUUGAGGUAUCUUAAUUUAUCCGGCUGCUCUGGACUAGUCGAGCUUCCAGAAUUAUUUGGGAUUCUAUACAGAUUAGAGUAUCUGGAUUUAUCAGGAUGCUCUGGAUUAGUCAAGCUUCCAGAAUCGUUUGGCAUGCUAGAAAAAUUGGAAUAUCUGGAUUUAUCAGGCUGCUCUUGUCUCCAAGGUAUCCAGAGUGCUCUUGGUGGACUUACCAAUCUCCAGCAUCUGAACCUGUCACACCCCUGCUGUUAUCUUUUUGAACACAGGUUCCAUCUCAAAUGUCUAGAAGACGUUUGGGGCAAGCUCACCAACCUUCGGUAUUUAAACUUAUCAAUGUGCCUCAAUCCAAUUCUUUGCUAUCUGCCAGAAAACGAGGGGAUCGAAUACAUUGGAAGGAUCAGUCGACUUAGUAGUCUGGAGCAUCUGGACCUAUCUCAAAACAUAUUUCUUUCCGAUCUACCUGAAAGUCUAGGUAACCUCUCUCAUCUACAUACACUGGACCUCUCAGGCUGCGCUAGGCUAAAGAGGGUACACAAACGGAUAAGUGAAAUGAACAAUUUGAAGGUUUUAGUUGUAAGGAACUGCCGGUUUCUGGAAAAGUACAAGCUUGUGGUCCGGGCUGAUGAUGUAGCAGAUAGCAGCAGCAACCUUUUACGGCUGGAGGAUGUAGUAAGCUGCAAAGAGCUGGGGAUAAGCUGUCUUGAGAAGGUGAAGUCCGUGGAGGAAGCAGAGAGGAUAAGAUUGAACGAGAAACAAAAGCUUGAAAAGCUGACUCUUGCUUGGACCGAGGGCUCCCAUGGAUUAUCUGUGGACGACAAUGUUUUGUUAGAGGCACUAGCGCCACCACAAAAUUUGCAGCGCUUUGGGCUACGUGGCUAUAGAGAAGAAUGCCUCCCAGCCUGGUUGACAUCGAGCAUAUGUUCUUACCUCCCUAAUCUUGUAGAGGUUACCAUGGAGGACAUUCCGAGGUGCAGCGCCCUACCACCACUCUUUUUGUUACAAAACCUGAAGGUGGUGGUUCUCAGAAGGAUGGCUAGCAUCACAAGAAUCGACGCCGGUGAAUUGAGUGGCAAAAACAAAGCAGCGGUCCCUCUACUUCUGCAGUUUAUCCUCGAUGAUUUGGCAAAUCUGCAAGUGUUCAGCACCAUAUACCGCAGUGGAGAUAAAGAGUUCUUGUUCCCCACCAUCGAUGAAUUAUUGGUGAUACAGAGUUGCCCCAACGUGAAGUUUGGACCUUGCCCACCUGAAGCCAAGAGGCUGUAUAUAUCAGCUUGCGACCAACUGAUGUCUUCAUUGCCCAAAAGAGAGAGAGGGGAAGCACAAGGUGUGGAGGCCUCUUCUAGUUCUACUUCCACUACCUCUGCCCGAGUAACUCAUCUGGUGGUCGAAAAAUGCAAGGUGCCUCUGAGUCACUGGAGUUUGCUUCAUCACCUCCCUGGCCUCCGUCGUUUAGAAAUCAGGGAUUCCAAUGAUCUGACCGGCUCACCAGAGAUUUUCCAGGUCCUAUCCUCCCUCCAGUCACUGCGUUUCUCUCGGUGCGACGGUAUAACCACCCUACCAGAAUGCUUGGGUGACCUCACCUCUCUUCGGGCACUCGAGAUUUAUCAAUGCCAUGUCAUUAAAUCUUUGCCAGAGAGCAUAGGCAAGCUUACCAACCUCAAGCUUCUGUUUAUUUCGGAGUGUCCAGAAUUGGUAAUGCACUUUGAGGUUCGGGCUGAUGAUGUAGAAGAUAGCAGCAGCAACCUUGUUCAGCUGGAGGAUGUAUUUAGCUUCAAAGAGCUGGAGAUAAGCUGUCUUGAGAAGGUGAAGUCCGUGGAGGAAGCAAAGAGGAUAAUGUUGAGCGAGAAACAAACGCUUCAAAAGCUGACUCUUGCUUGGACCGAGGGCUCCCAUGAAUCAUCUGUGAACGGCAAAGCUUUGUUAGAGGCACUAGCGCCACCACAAAGUUUGCAGCACUUUGUGCUACAUGGCUAUAGAGAAGAAUGCCUCCCAGCCUGGUUGACAUCGAGUUUGCUUCAUCGCCUCCCUGGCCUCCAGUCACUGCGUUUCUCUCGGUGCGACGGUAUAACCGCCCUGCCAGAACACUUGGGUGACGUCACCUCUCUCCGGGAACUCGAGAUCAAUUGGUGCCAUGGCAUUAAAUCUUUGCCAGAGAGCAUAGGCAAGCUCACCAACCUCAAGAAUCUGCGUAUUCUGGGGUGUCCAGAAUUGAAAAAGUGGUGUGAAUCAGAGGAGAACAAGAAGAUGCUCGCUCACAUCCGGCCAAUUUAUGAAGAAUCUGAUACUGUCGAGCCUGACACCACCGCCAAUCCUACGGCAAACAAACAACUUACGCUAAGCCAAAGCAAUGUCUCGGUUACACAUUGAAGAAACCGAUUGAGCCGAUGCAUUGUUUGCUGUUUUCGGAAACCGCACCAUCGGAGAAAAAUUCUAUACAUGCACAUUGAAGAGUCCAGGACCAGGAGAAGUUUGCAGGCAGAAGACCUCACUGUAGUCUACUGGUUGCAAUUUACAGACUUGAUCCCCAACUUAUGCUCCAGAUUUUGCCUGCACACCGGGCCACCAAAACCGUAUUUGCUACAGAUUUCCCCCCUUUUGCUUCCUGUGAUUCUUGAGAUUGACACCUUGAAUUUUAUGCUGCGUAAAGCUUGGAUUAAUUUAAAUCUUAUCAUAUUUCUCUAU
Molecule: messenger RNA, 4554 nt
Organism: Phragmites australis (common reed)
Lineage: Eukaryota; Viridiplantae; Streptophyta; Magnoliopsida; Poales; Poaceae
Product: putative disease resistance protein RGA1
Exons: 5
Coding region: 412-4239 (1275 amino acids)
Molecular function (GO): protein binding
Source: RefSeq, a predicted model, not a curated record